GUGCCCUGGAAAAAGAGCGAUAGAGCAUGGCAGUUUUAGAUCACUUUCAACACGACAACUACCACUUCCACAACAUUUCACAUGCUGUAUUUAUCGCCACAUACCGCAUUUGCCUACUGCCUCUUUGAAGAGCUAUCUAUCACACAACUAUCUUACUCCUCUUAACCACCUAUUCGACCAUCAUGCCGACAGAUUCUUUCGUCGUGGAGCCCAAGCGGGGCUACGAACACACACAUACCGUCAUACUACUUCAUGGUAGAGGUAGCACGUCUCAAGAAUUUUCGAGUGAGUUUUUCGAAAGCGAAGCAUCAGAGCCUAAGGGCCAACCUAGAACUCUGCCCGACCUAUUCCCGACUAUUCGAUGGGUCUUCCCUUCUUCACCUCUCAUCUAUUCCACGCGAUUCGAAUGCAUGGAGUCACAAUGGUUCGACAUGUGGUCUACCGAAGAACCAAAUGAUCGACCUGAAAUUCAAGCUGCCGGAUUGAGACGCAGCAUAGAGAUGGUUACUUCUGUUAUAGCAGAGGAAGAAACUAAGAUAUCCCGCGAUAAAAUCUUUUUAGGUGGGAUUAGCCAAGGUUUCGCGGUUGCGUACGCAGCUUACGAGAUGGGAGAGAAUGGAUUGGCGGGUCUGAUUGGCUUUUCCAGCUGGGCGCCUUUGCCAGCCUUGUCCCUAAUAGCAACGAACAAUACCAUUCAGCAAGAACCCACCAACGUAUUCCUAGGACACUGCAAGGACGAUGCCGUUAUUCCCAUAAAGGAAGGCCGAUCGCUCCGUGACACUUUUGCGAGACGCGCGGGGACUGUUGUGGAGUUCCAUGCAUAUGAAGAUGGAGGACACUGGAUUAAUGAGCCACAAGGGGUAGAUGAUAUUGCCGCGUUUUUACGUUAUAACACGGCUCGAAAAUAGAAAAGCAUUAAUAACGGA
This is a messenger RNA of Daldinia caldariorum, 926 nucleotides long. Its product is annotated as phospholipase/Carboxylesterase. The coding region runs from base 183 to 908 and encodes 241 amino acids. Gene Ontology annotation, cellular component: cytoplasm. Gene Ontology annotation, molecular function: carboxylic ester hydrolase activity; palmitoyl-(protein) hydrolase activity. The record is from RefSeq and is a predicted model, not a curated record. NCBI's taxonomy places the organism in Eukaryota, Fungi, Ascomycota, Sordariomycetes, Xylariales, Hypoxylaceae. The transcript has a single exon. Gene Ontology annotation, biological process: protein depalmitoylation.